CUACGCUUCCAGUGGCGAGGCUGCACGCGCAUAAGUGCUGGGAAUUUAACGUGGAGGUUUGCUCCGGUGUGUGGUAGAGUGUGCAGGAAGGAAGGAGGGAACAAGUCUGUGUUUUCGUGGGCCACGGUGACUUUCUAGCUCGAUUAAUUUGGUAGUCCAGCGCAAUUGUCUUCACUGGUAUUGCCUCGGUGCUAGGAGAGAGUCUCAGUAGCAAGUGUGGGCAGUGGUGUAAAGGAUUGUUGUAGGACCAGGAAUGUGCUCUUCUCAAUCCGUGAAAUUAUCACGCUGGAACUCGAGAAGCAUCUGGUAUAAUCUUUCAUUGUGUUGUGGGUGGGAUCGUUGUGUUCUUGGCUCACGUUUUGGUUUCGGUGAGUGAUUGAGUGAGGUGGGGUCCAACGUGCUGCUGCUGCUGCUGUUGGCGGUAGUGUCGACCUUGGCUUUGGGAUAAGAGGGGUGCUGACUCGAGAGCGUGGGGGCGUCGGAGGGCAGCGAUUCUCUUUUAGUGCAUGCGAGUGCAUUUCAAAGGGAUUUGAUAAGUGCGAGAAUUAUCGAGUGAAGUUGUGUCUUUGUGAAAUUUCUGUGCUAAAUUGUGUCAUUGUGAGGACGAAUGGCGAGCUGGAGCUUGCUAGUUUUGGUGGUAUGGAUGGUGUUCGCGUGCGGCGUUGUGGCUGCAAGAAAUCCCAUGUUCUCGAUUCUUGACAAUCAAGGCGGCGGACGCGUGGGGCGGAGUGCUGGUGAUGAUGAUCACCCGACGUUGUCCGUGGUGGAUGCACGAGGUGGCGGCGAAGAGGAUGGUGCAGCAGGGGCGGUGAGAGCCGUGUUUGACCUUGCCUACCACGGCGGGGCGUUACUGUCCGAGUCGUCGAGCAUGAAUGUGUACAUUGUGUGGUACGGGAGGUUCAGCAGCGUGGCGCGAUCGGCAAUUGUGGAUUUCUUUGCGUCGUUUGGAGAGUCGGCGGAGGGGGACGCGAGCGUGAGCAGGUGGUGGAAGACGACGGCGGCGUACAAGGAUAAUGCGAGGAGGGGAGUGGCGGGGAGCGUGGAGCUGCGCGGCGAGGUGGACUUUGGGGAGUGCAGGCUGGGGCGGAGGCUGAGCCGGUGGGACUUGGAGCUGUUGGUGGUGGAGUCGCUGGGGUGGUUUCCGGCGGAUCCGAGGGGGGUGGUUGUGGUGCUGACGGCGGAGGACGUGAUGGUGGAGGGGAUGUGCAUGAAUUCGUGCGGGUCGCAUUCGUUUUUGGCUCCGUCGGCUGCGACGGGAGGGCAACAGGUGGCGUACGCGUGGGUGGGCGAUGCGGGGAAGCAGUGCCCGGGAAUGUGCGCAUGGCCGUUGGCGGGUGCGGAGUACGGCCCCGCGGAGUUCGUGCCUGUGGUGGCUCCGAACGGGGACGUGGGCGCGGAUGGGAUGAUCAUGAACAUCGGGAGCGUGCUGGCAGGCGCGGCGACGGAUCCUUACAUGAACGGGUGGUACCAGGGCGAUGUGGGCGCGGCUCUGGAGGCAGGGACGGCGUGCGCGGGGAUCUACGGGGAGGGGGCGUAUCCAGGGUACCCUGGGAAGCUGCAAGAGGAUGCGGUGUCGGGGGCGAGCUACAACGUGAGGGGAGUGGGGGAGAGGAAGUAUUUGCUGCCGGCGUUAUGGGACCCGGUGACGCGGACGUGCGCACCGCCGUCGUAGAGGAAGAGGAAGGGAAGGGAAGGGGGUGAGGAGAGGGAGGGAGGGUGCGCGUGGAGGUGGAGGUGGCGGUGUACAGAGAGAGGGAGGUGUGAAUAUAUGGGGUGGUCACGAUAGAUUCUUUUUUGGCGGCAAGAGAAGGUUGAAGGUGUAGCAUACACGAGAGACGGCAGUGACGAUGGAGGUACUACCAGAUGAUGUGUGCAAAGAAGAGAAAUAUAGAGAAAUGAAAAUGGGCGCAAGCUGAAGCAGCGAUGCAUGUUGUACAUACACAUUCUUGUGCUGAUUUGUCCACAACUUGUUUUUUUUUUUU
Physcomitrium patens is the source of this 1982-nucleotide messenger RNA. RefSeq names its product protein EXORDIUM-like 2. NCBI's taxonomy places the organism in Eukaryota, Viridiplantae, Streptophyta, Bryopsida, Funariales, Funariaceae. The record is from RefSeq and is a predicted model, not a curated record.